AUGAGUGGGUUUAAAGGGAUUAUGAAAGAUGGAUGGCAUCCGAAAGGCCGGGAUGGCAAGAAAGAGGGCUGGCGGAAUGAUUUCAAAGGUGUCAAUCAGGUGGCAGGAUGGAUGGGAAAGGGAAAGGAAAAAGACGACGACAGAGAGAAUCACGUUUCCAGGCCGCUUGCUUCACUUAAAGAUCCAUCAUCAUUCGGUCCCCCACCAAAACACAUCAAAUACCACGGCGCAGGGGCACUCCCCAACGAGACCACCCCGGAUCGCAGCGGAUGGGGCGCGCCGUUGAGCCAGGAGAAAAUCAACCAGCAGAACAGACAGAGGCAGGAGGAAGAAGAAGAAAAAAAGAGGAAAGCAGAGGAAGCGGCCAAACGGCCUCCAGUACCUUAUCGUGCAAAUCGAACAGGUAUCGAUACCAGCAACCUCCCGCCGCCUCCUGUGCGACGAGUACCUACGGGGUCAUCAGAAUCAGUCCCAGCGAGCCCUAGGCCGAAACCAAACGUUCCACCCCGCGUUCCCCCCCGAACAAACACCUCCACGCCAACAGCAUCCUAUUCCCCUUCUCCUCCGCCGGCGUACACUCCCAGUCCGCCAGCAGAGCAGCCACAGGCAGCAGCAGAUGGAUAUCUGAACCAAGCCGCUGCUUCGCGACUUUCUCAGGCUGGCGUAUCGGUACCCGCACUAGGGAUCGGCAACAAGCCCUCGAAUCCGGCCUCGCCAUCAACAACAGGCUAUGUUGGCCAGGCACCCGUCAACGAACUCCAGAGCCGCUUCUCGCAGUUGAGAACCAACUCCUCACCCAACACUCCUCCCGCCCCGUCGCCGCAUCUCCGGCAGGGCGAGCAACCACCUGCUUCUUCUACUGCAAACGUCUCAAAUGCAAGGUCGGCCUAUAACGACUUUCGCUCCAAACACAACGAUCAAAUUGAGGCUGGGAAGCAGAAACUCAGUGGACUCAACCAGAAGUAUGGAAUCACAAAUCGCAUCAAUAGCGCCUUGGAAAGCAAAUCAGAAAAUGCGGAACAGGCACCUCCGGUUCCUCCGCAUCCAAACCUAAGCCGUUCAACGACAACAUCCAGCACUGACACCGAGUCGUUGGCGCGAAGAAAGGCGCCUCCACCCCCACCACCUCAGAAGAAGGCCGAGUUACGGUCGACGCCGGUCAGCGCAGGAUCACCAGCGCCGCCUCCACUUCCCCUCGGCACUAAACCCCGCUGA
This is a messenger RNA of Aspergillus calidoustus, 1215 nucleotides long. Lineage: Eukaryota; Fungi; Ascomycota; Eurotiomycetes; Eurotiales; Aspergillaceae. The record is from the annotation of a GenBank genome assembly.